Clonostachys solani is the source of this 390-nucleotide messenger RNA. Lineage: Eukaryota; Fungi; Ascomycota; Sordariomycetes; Hypocreales; Bionectriaceae. The record is from the annotation of a GenBank genome assembly.
AUGCGCUUUUUCACUAUUGCCGUCACCUCGCUCGCCGCUUGUGCAUACGCUGCUCCGCAGUUAACUGGGGGCAUGCGCGUCACAGAUACCAGCAAUCAACCGCGUGAUGAAUCACAAAGCACCGACAAGAUCACCGUCCCAGACCAUUUUGCCUGUACCGAGGACAGCGACUGCGUGGUACGGAACGUUGGAAACUGCUGUGGCUAUUAUCCAAUGUGUGCAAAUGCCGACGCAGUGCUCCCGGAUCCAUGCCCAAAACCAGGCAUGGCCAGUAUCUGCGGGUUCCCCACGAUUGACAGUUGCAAGUGUGGCAGCCGUGGAGGAUGUAUCUCACUUCAGGGCCGGACCAAAGUCCAUGGGAAUCAGUUUGGUGACUCAAACAAGUCUUAA